Messenger RNA from Numida meleagris (helmeted guineafowl), 1269 nucleotides. RefSeq names its product ubiquitin-conjugating enzyme E2 E2. Gene Ontology annotation, molecular function: ubiquitin conjugating enzyme activity. Gene Ontology annotation, cellular component: nucleus. Gene Ontology annotation, biological process: protein polyubiquitination. The record is from RefSeq and is a predicted model, not a curated record. Lineage: Eukaryota; Metazoa; Chordata; Aves; Galliformes; Numididae.
UGCAGCACCUGCCAUGUCUACGGAGGGGCAGAGAGUUGAUGACAGUCCAAGCACUAGUGGAGGCAGCUCUGAUGGAGAUCAGCGCGAAGGUGUUCAGCAGGAACAAGAAAGGGAGCAAGUUCAACCCAAGAAAAAAGAGGGCAAAAUAUCAAGCAAAACAGCUGCUAAACUGUCAACUAGUGCUAAAAGGAUUCAGAAAGAACUUGCAGAAAUUACAUUAGACCCUCCUCCAAACUGUAGUGCUGGACCCAAAGGAGACAACAUUUAUGAAUGGAGGUCAACUAUACUGGGGCCUCCAGGGUCAGUAUAUGAAGGUGGAGUUUUCUUCCUUGACAUUACCUUUUCACCGGACUAUCCUUUUAAACCACCUAAGGUAACGUUCCGGACAAGGAUCUAUCACUGUAACAUUAACAGCCAAGGCGUCAUCUGCCUGGACAUUUUAAAAGACAACUGGAGUCCAGCAUUAACCAUUUCUAAAGUUCUCCUCUCCAUCUGCUCCCUCCUCACAGACUGCAACCCGGCUGACCCCCUGGUUGGAAGCAUUGCCACUCAGUAUAUGACUAACAGAGCAGAGCAUGACAGAAUGGCCAGACAGUGGACCAAGCGAUACGCCACAUAGGAACCUCCUCUAGGAUUUGCUGGACCUGUGCAAGCACAUUCACUAAGUGCUUCAAUAGCCCUUCCCUUCAUUCUUAUUUUUUAUUAAAUUUUGAACCAUUUCUUUUUUGUUUUAUUUUUAUUUGUUUGGGGUUUUUUUUGUUGUUGUUCUGUUAACUUGAAAGCUGUUUCCCUCAAAUGUAGACAGGGAAUUUUGGUUAUCAGUGCAAAGAAUGUUGGAUCUGUAAUAGUAUAGAGCUUUGUCACGAAGCUUUGUAUUAAUGUGUGGUUUUUUUUCUUUCAUGUGUUUUUUGGGAAAACAAACAAAUUCAGAAUUAUAUCUCGUUUCUACUUAAAUGUAGUGUUUAGGGUUAUUUUUUUGUACUGAAGUCUUUAACGGUGGGUGCAUGCUACUGGGAACAAGUUUUGUAUAAAAGCUUAAAAUCAAGAAUCACUGUGCAUUACUAAGACUGUGUUUAUCACUAGCCUUCUGUUUCCCACACAAAAGGCUAUUGCAUUGAACAAAUUAAUAUGUAUUUUGAUUUACUUAAAAGAAAAGUGCUUGUAAAUUUCUUAGGGACCUGCCACUUUUGACUGUGGAUCAGUUGAUGUACACUUGUAUUAUUAAAGCACUCAAUAAAACACUGUGGCUGAUAAAUGCACUUUUUGCAA